This is a messenger RNA of Anopheles coustani, 1359 nucleotides long. Its product is annotated as senecionine N-oxygenase-like. Gene Ontology annotation, molecular function: N,N-dimethylaniline monooxygenase activity; flavin adenine dinucleotide binding; NADP binding. The transcript is spliced from 3 exons. Bases 1 to 1359 code for a protein of 452 amino acids. Lineage: Eukaryota; Metazoa; Arthropoda; Insecta; Diptera; Culicidae. The record is from RefSeq and is a predicted model, not a curated record.
AUGGCGGAAUUCUUCGAAAUAUUGGUAAAGAUAGUACUUAUCACAAAGCAGGCGAUACAAAGUAAAUCGAAGAGAUUUUGCAUUAUUGGUGCCGGACCGGCAGGGCUAUGCACCGCCAGACAUGCCCUGGCUCUGGAUGAUAACUCCGAAGUGACUGUUUUCGAGCAAACUCAACAAAUUGGAGGACUGUGGAAUUACACUGAUUACACCGGACAGGACCAUAACGGCAUUGAUAUAACGUGCAUGUACGCGAACUUGCAAACCAAUUUGGUUAAGCAAGGAAUGGGCUAUCCGGACUAUCCAAUCGAUGAGAAAGCGAGUACCUUCGUCGGAUUGGUGGACGUUGCCAAACAACUAAACGGUUACGUUGAAAAGCAUCAACUGAAAAAAGUGAUCAAGUUUGAGCAACAGGUGGUACGAGUGACUAGAAAUUUCCAGCAUAAUAUGUGGGACGUUCUGGUUAAAGAUUUACCCAAUGACCGUUACCAUAACUAUAACUUUGAUUUCGUUAUGGUCUGCAAUGGUCACUACAACUCACCGGUAAUACCGGACUUCCUCGGUAGGGAAACAUUCCGAGGGCGUCAGCUGCAUAGCAAAGACUACCGUCGUAGCGAACACUACCUUGACGAUCGGGUCCUGAUAGUUGGAGGUGGCCAUAGUGGAGUCGACAUUGCCCCAGAUGUAGCAUUACAUGCUAGCAAAACCAUUCUAAGCCAUCGCUCAAAAGAUCCCUUGCAUACGGGCGACCGAGUUAUACAAAAACCAGAAAUUGCGAAACUAAUCCCAUCUGGAGUGAUUUUUGUUGACGGUAGCUACGAAGAUAUUGACGUUAUCAUCUACUGUACGGGGUAUCGUUAUUCGGUACCGUUCAUCUCCAUAGACUGUGGCGUAGCAGUGCACAAUAACGCCAUCACUCCGCUGUAUUAUCAUUGUAUCAACAUAAACCAACCGACGAUGGCGUUUAUCGGGUUGCCGUUCAACGCGUGCCUGAUGCUCAUGAUGGACCAACAGGCAAGAUUUUGUCUGAAAUUUUACAGUGGAGCAAAGGAACUGCCUAGCCGUGAGGAGAUGUUUGCGGCAUGGCAACGGGAGAAUGCAGAACGACAGACACGUGGUUUAACUGGCAAGUUGACACACAUGCUAGCUGGUGAUUUACAACAACGGUAUUAUGAUGACCUGGCGCAAAUUGCUGAAAUAGACUCGUUGAAACCGGUGCUGGCCAAAAUGCACGCUGAUUGUAUUAACAGCAAGAAGGAGGAUGUCAAUUUCAGAUCCUACGAAUAUCGCGUGAUUGAUGAUGAACAUUUUAUGAAGAUUAAGAUUCCUGAUAAUAAUAGCAACGCUGCGGGAGUAGCUUGA